AUGCGUGCUUUACACUGUGCGCUCCUCAGUUUAGCGGUCGCGACGCUCGCUCAGGCCACCGAUUUUCUCGGAGGGUGGCACGGAGGACACCACCACCACCAUCAUGAAAUUGUCAAGGUCGUGAACAAGGUAGUACCGGUUCCGCACCCGGUUCCCGUGCCCAAACCCUACCCAGUGCACAAGAUCAUACCUGUGCCGCACACGGUGCAUGUUCCGCAUCCAGUCCCUGUGCCCAAACCCUACACGGUGGUGAAGAAGAUACCGAAAAUCGUUCACGUGCCGAAGGUUUAUCCCGUGCACAAGCCCUACCCCGUACCGCACCAUGUUCCCGUUCCGGUUCAUGUCCCAGUGUACAAAGAUGCGCCUUAUCCGGUGUACAAACACGUGCCUGUGCCUGUUUUGAAGCAUGUCCCGGUGCACGUCAAGGUGCCCAAAUACGUGCCGGUACCAGUUCACAAAGUUAUCCCAGUGCCACAGCCAGUCACCGUUCCUGUCAAGGUCCCAGUGUUCAGAGAAAUCAUCGUGAAGAAACCCGUUGAGGUCCCGGUACCUGUCUACAUCAAGAAGCACCACCAUCACGACUUCCACGGCCAUCAUGGAUUCCACGGUUUCAAGGCAUAAGGGUUUCGACACCCUGCCCCAGCAAUUCAGGAGGCUAAACUGAUAUUGGGCUUCAGGGAAACUCUUGUAGACUUUGGAAUUCGUCCGGAAGAGACCUGAU
Molecule: messenger RNA, 721 nt
Organism: Galendromus occidentalis (western predatory mite)
Lineage: Eukaryota; Metazoa; Arthropoda; Arachnida; Mesostigmata; Phytoseiidae
Product: zinc finger protein 512B
Exons: 1
Coding region: 1-621 (206 amino acids)
Source: RefSeq, a predicted model, not a curated record